Molecule: messenger RNA, 1815 nt
Organism: Pangasianodon hypophthalmus (striped catfish)
Lineage: Eukaryota; Metazoa; Chordata; Actinopteri; Siluriformes; Pangasiidae
Gene: nmi
Product: N-myc (and STAT) interactor
Exons: 9
Coding region: 192-1352 (386 amino acids)
Cellular component (GO): cytoplasm
Source: RefSeq, a predicted model, not a curated record
AAGCCCGAGUUUUUUAUACACACCAACUGCUAGCGUUGCUUUCAGUUUCGCUUCAGGGCGCUGAGCUUGACUUCCGCGAAUCCUUUCACCUUCUCAUACUGACAAUACAGUGAAGUGAACAUUAUUUCGAAAUAUUUCCUCUGUUAAGGUUGUGUGUGUGUGUUUUUUUUUUUAAAGAGUUAGUUCCCAUCAUGUCGUCUAUGGAGGAGCAGAUAAACGGAGAGCAGCUUGUUCAACAGCCAUCCAAAGACCAGCAGUUGAGUGAUGCCAAGCAGGAGCUGGAGAAAUGGAAAAAAUUAGUAGAGAUUGCAGACACAGAAAAAUCCAGGUUGCUUCUGGAGAAAAUGGAUACGGAUGAGGCAAAGAAAAAAGCCCAGCAGGAGACCACAAAUGUGCUCAAUGCUGAAGAAGAACUUACAGCCAGGUUCAACAAAACAGUGAAAGAUAUACAGGUGGAAAUAAAUAAUAUUACAAAAGCUAACCAGGACCUGCAGAAAAAACUACAGCGUUAUAAGGAGCAGCUCAAAUCUAAGAAGUCAGAAAUGGACAAUUUGCAACAGAGAUUUAAGAUCAAAGCUCAGAUCCCGGAGAAAAGAAUGAAAUAUACUCACGAACAAAAUGAGGAAGAUGAGAGUGAUGAGCAAGAGCAUGCUGAUCAGGAUAUCAGGGCAGUGUUCACCAUCAUCCAAAGACCCUCCUUUGUGUUGAAAGGUGGGGAAGCUCUCAUCACGUUUGAGGAAGAGAAAGUGGCGGAUCAGAUCCUCAGGCUGCCGAAGUGCACUGUGGCAUGCGACAAAACCAGGAGUGAAGUAAAGCCAAGCACCUUAACUCUUGAGCCCUCUGCGAAAUUUGAGGUGCAUAUCAGGGUGUCCAAGAGGACCAUUGAGUUCUCAGACGCUGUUGCUUGUCUGCCUGAGGAACGAAUGAGAGACCGCUUGGAGCUGGGCUUCUCGAAACCAAGCCGUGGUGGAGGCGAGGUGGAGAGAAUGGAAUAUGACAUGAAGACUGGAGCAGGCCGCGUUACCUUCCUCAAUACUGGAGUUGCAGAGAAUUUGACCCAUAGGGGAAAUUUCUACAUAGAUACCAUUAACGAGAUGGAAGUCAGCGUGGCUCCACUUUAUGACUACCAGCUGAAGAAGUUUCAGACAUUCUCAGGGGUGCCAAAGCGUACCAUACUGCUUAGAGGCAUUCAGGAUGUAAGCGAUGAAGAAGAUAUGCAGGACCAUCUGGAGAUCCAUUUCCAGAAGCCCAGCAACUAUGGCGGAGAGGUAGAGAGCAUUAAAUAUAUCUCGAGUGGAAAGAAACUGAGAGCUUUCUUCAGUGAGGACUGCGCCGAAGUGGAAGCCCAAUAAGCAAAUUGUCUGCAGAUACUGCACUCAUCUCUUAAGUACUGAGUGUCAAGCAGACUCUUUCCUAUAGCAAUGUUAUGCCAGAUUGAUCUUUUCCUAUACACAGCUCAGGUAAAUGUGGUAUCAUCAGGUAUAUCUUUAUUAAGGACUGGCUUAUGAUUUGGCUUUCUUUAAAAAAAAAAAAAGGCUCUUAAAAAUGGUAACCACAGUUAGCUUAAACAAAUAAUGUAACUCCACUCAAUAUUAUACUCAGAGAUGGCUUAGGCUAUGUGAAACAGAUGACUAAUUAUUGAACGUUGGCUAAAUUGGGUUUGGUGCACAAAGAUUGUCACAGAAAGAGUAUUGAUUAACAAAUUUUUAUUUCAAUAUUUCUGAUUCGUACCAUUAAUUAUUGGUAUUUUUUCUCUGCUUGAUAUUAACAAAGCUUUAUUCUUUUAAGUCAUGAAAUAAAUCUUAUUCUGUUGAA